This is a messenger RNA of Epinephelus lanceolatus (giant grouper), 1856 nucleotides long. RefSeq lists its product as uncharacterized. Gene Ontology annotation, molecular function: glycosyltransferase activity. The record is from RefSeq and is a predicted model, not a curated record. NCBI's taxonomy places the organism in Eukaryota, Metazoa, Chordata, Actinopteri, Perciformes, Serranidae. Gene Ontology annotation, cellular component: cytoplasm.
CUAACCGUCCUACAGCAGGAGAGCUACACUUCAGCUCCCAGUUGGGAAUCUAUGCCAUCUGUGGCUGGAUGGACAAGGCAAAAGAGUACAAAAGGAAGUUCUUCCUCCUCCUCAUUGCUACCCUCAUCUUCAUCAUCUGUAUCACUAUCACAUCCACGACGUACAGGACCCCAAAGCCACGUGUAGCUCUUAAAACUUGCCGCUUGCAGGUCUCUGAGCAGACCAUCACCCCCCUCAGCAAUACCAAGCACUUCCUGGUGUCAGCCUACGUGGAUCAGAGAGUGAAGGACUUGGAUAUUCGCAUCAUUGGCAUAUUUAGGAGAGACUCCAUCCAACCCCUUUACUGUCUUUUCUGCUGUGCUGGCUGGUUAUCACACACAACUCCAACAAAAAUUUUGCAGCACUCAGACAGUUUUGGUUUUCCUUUCAUCACCACUGAUGUCAUGUGUCAGAUUCCUGAUAACUGCAGCGCUACACAUGUCAGUCUCCUGACUCAUCCAGACAGAGAGAUGAUACUAGCCAACCAGAUCUGGCUUCCUAUAAGAAACCAGAAGAUCAAUGGGAACGAGGAGAGGAAGUUGCAGUUUAACUUUACCUUCUGCGUCUCCAACCUGUUUGGAAACUACAACAACGUGCUUCAGUUUGCACAGACCCUGGAGAUGUACAGGUUGCUGGGUGUAGACAGGGUGGUGAUUUACAACACCAGCUGUGGCCCAGACCUGGAGCGCCUGCUGCAGAGCUACAGCCAGGAGGGCUUUGUGGAGAUGGUUCCUUGGCCCAUCGACAAGCAUCUGAAUCCAUCUCAUGGCUGGCUCUUCUCACAGAGCGGAGGGGACGUGCACUACUUCGGCCAGCUGACCACCCUUAACGAGUGUAUUUACAGAUCCAUGGCCCGCUCACGCUACGUCUUGUUGAAUGACAUUGAUGAGAUUAUAAUGCCGUACCAGCACAACAACCUGAUGUCUCUGAUGGACAUGCUCCAAGAGCAGCAUCCAAAUACAGGAGUCUACCUCAUUGAGAACCACAUCUUCCCCAAGAAACAUUUUGAGCCAAGUGGGAGGUUUCACCUGCCUCAGUGGGACGCCGUGCCGGGAGUUAAUAUUCUGGAGCACAUCUACAGGGAGGACCCCGACAGAAAUAUUUACCACCCAUACAAGAUGAUUGUUCAGCCAAGGUUGGUGGUGCGGACUUCAGUGCAUGACGUGCUCAGGCAUUAUGGACGACAGAUUAAGGUUCCGAUGGAGAUUUGUCGGCUCAUUCAUGUCCGCGUGCCUCUGCGGGGGUCGUUGAAGCUGGAGCAGCUCAAUGAGGACAAACGACUGUGGGACUUCGACGAAGAGCUGAUUCCCAAUGUGGACAAAGCUCUGAGGAGAGCGGGGCUGCUGAGCCCAGAGGGGCAGAGCUGAUGUGUAAAAGACACUCUGAUGUCACACAUGCUGAACAGGUUGAAUGUGACCCUCACCAGCGGGGUCAUUUCAUAUCAUCCUGUUUUAAUCUCAGUGUCACUGCUACUGAUUUCUAAAAUGAUUCCUUAUCUUGCACUAAACGGACACCACACCCCCUUCCCUCAACGACUAUGCUAAAAACUACACUGGAUUAAACGCUGCUUAGUUGUCUUUAUUUUAAGACUGCUCAACUUUCAAAAUACUGUAGAUGCACUGACUGUUUGGAGAGCGACUAAGUGUCCUAAUCAGUUGCGACCACCCUCCCUCUGCAUUUUAUCUAUGACUGAAUAUUCAAACUAAUAAUAUAACACCUCGACACCCUCUCUGAACAUGCACUCCCUAUCCAACAUUUUGGCUCAUAUCGAGGUUAAAGUAGGCAAACAUUCUACAUUUAACCUCCUAAGACAAAGG